Messenger RNA from Frieseomelitta varia, 3271 nucleotides. It is a transcript of the gene Hr78, whose product is annotated as orphan steroid hormone receptor 2. NCBI's taxonomy places the organism in Eukaryota, Metazoa, Arthropoda, Insecta, Hymenoptera, Apidae. Gene Ontology annotation, biological process: regulation of transcription by RNA polymerase II; anatomical structure development; cell differentiation. The record is from RefSeq and is a predicted model, not a curated record. The transcript has 9 exons. Gene Ontology annotation, molecular function: RNA polymerase II cis-regulatory region sequence-specific DNA binding; zinc ion binding; nuclear receptor activity. Bases 561 to 2207 code for a protein of 548 amino acids.
CCACUCGUGUUUGACCUAUUCUCGAUCGACGUCGCGACCUCGAGCCUCGACCAAUAAGUCAUCGCGGGCGUGUAUUACGUGACAUAACCUGUAACGCUCGACGAGAGGCCACUAUGCGGUCCUCCACAGCGAAUGCUCUCGCUCAGGUAGAAAAGCAAGCAAGCGGGGCGAGAAUGCACCUGGCCGGUGUGUCUUGGCGGUAUACAAGAGAGUGACCUGCCAACCUGCCAGUACAGCGAACGGCCUGGCUGCGUUCACCUGCGCAAGGUUGCCUUUAAACUUCAGACGUGGUGUUUUUGUGCACGAAAGCGUUCGUAUCGAGUGAAACGAUUUCGCGUGUAUACCGCGAACGUGUCGUUUUCCCGUGCCCUCCCGUCGUUCGAUUUAUUAAAACGUUGUUCUCUCUUAUAUUCGGCGUACGCAAGCAUAUAUUCCGCGCGUAUUACCGCGUGGCUAGCUACGUUAUAUUUUCAGAAUCGUGCGUGACCUGUGAGAGCGCCACCGCCGACACACGCAAAUGCGGUGAUACAGGUCGACCCAACAGGUAGUGUAUUAAAGAAAUGGACAGAGAGCAUAGGAAACAACACGAUCACGAUAAUUUAAAUGAAAACGAGGAAGAACGAAAAAUAGGAAUGGAUUUUCGUAAUUUAUCUCGUCAUCAUGGUGUGGACCACGUAACCGAUGUUGAAACAGAGCGUGAUAUGGAAAUCGAUCAAAAUGAUCGCAGUGAAAAUUUACAAGAUGAUAAACUGGAUCAAAAUGUAGGAAGGAAUUUUCAUAAUUUAACGCAUCAUCCUGCCAUGAGAGAUAUGGAUAGAGAUCAGAAUAAUCAUGUGGAUAAUAUACACGAUGACAAAGUUGAUCACAAAAUGGGACGAGAUUUUCGUAAUUUGGCACCUCAUGCAGCCAUGGUUCACUUGCAUUCUGGGAUUGAGCAUUUGAAUAAUGUUGAUGUAGAGGUAAAAUUAGCGAGAGACGUCCGUGGUUCUUUAGGUUUGGGACUAUCGUUAGAAUUAUGCGUGGUUUGUGGGGAUAGGGCUAGUGGAAGACAUUAUGGAGCAAUAAGUUGUGAAGGUUGUAAAGGAUUUUUCAAACGCAGUAUUCGGAAACAGUUGGGUUAUCAAUGUAGAGGAAGUAAAAGUUGUGAGGUUACCAAACACCAUAGAAAUCGGUGUCAGUAUUGUAGGCUUCAGAAAUGUCUUGCAAUGGGAAUGAGAAGUGAUUCUGUUCAACAUGAGAGGAAACCAGUAUUAGGUGAAUCAGCGGGAACAAAAGUAGGAAAUAGAAGUCCUAGGGUUAAACCAGAACCGCAGCAAUCAGUGUCGGAAACGCCUUCAACUUGGGAACAACCUGAAAGUCCUAGUAUGGAAGACCAAAGCAGUGAUAGCGACCUCAGUGAUGCAUUAACAUUAGCAAGAGAACGUUUACUUAUUUCACAUGCAUUGGAUAGCAUGGCUAAACUUAUUGGAGAUAGUGUCAACGGUUCAAGUGAACCAGAAGAAGAAUGGACUGGCCAAUUAAUUUCUGAAAGACAUACGUUAUUCGAAUUAAGAGCUCCUAGUCCAGCUCCUGCGUACUUAUCAAUUCAUUAUAUUUGCGAAAGUGCCGCUAGGUUACUCUUUUUGUCAGUUCAUUGGGCCCGAGGAAUUCCAGCAUUUCAAGCGUUACCAUCUGAAAUUCAAACAACAUUAGUGCGUAGUUCCUGGGGACAACUCUUUACUUUAGGCCUUGCACAGUGUGCAUACACUUUAUCCCUUCCAAGUAUUUUAACAUCAAUUAUAAAUCAUUUACAAGCUAGCAUUGCACAGGAAAAAAUUACAGCUAAUAAAGUAAAGUCUGUCACAGAGCAUAUAUGUAGACUACAAGAUUGUGUUAGUUCACUUCAUAAAUUACAAGUGGAUUCCGUUGAAUACGCGUAUCUUAAAGCAUUGACACUUUUUAGUCCUGACAAUGUCUUAGCCGAUAUGUGGCGUAAAAAAGUUGAAGUUUUACAAGAAGCUGCGUGGUCAGAAUUACAAACGCGUACAGAAUCCAACAGGUUACCUCGCCUUCUUUUAAGGCUUGCACCACUUCGUUCAAUUAACCCUAGGGUUCUGGAAGAUUUGUUCUUUGCAGGUCUUAUUGGUAGAGUAAGCGUAGCUAGUGUCGUGCCUUAUAUUCUUACUAUGCAAGAUUACAAAGCUGAACCUGAAAGUCAUAUGGGGUGACAAUUACUAAUUGUGCAAUGUAAGUCGUGACCUAAAACAGUGAUAUCUAUAAAUAUAUAUUAUGUAUACAUACAUACAUAAACGUUAGCAUUGAAUGCCUUAAAUAUUUUUAUACAUUGAGAAAGGAAAAGAGAAAAAUGUAACGAGGCAAUGUCGAAUUUUAUUUUUCAUAAAAGAAUUAUAAUCUCUCUUUCUAUCUCUAUUUCUCACAUGCCUCUUUUUUAAAGCUGUUAAAACUCAGGGUAGCUGUAUUUUAACUUGUUAAUCAGAUGUAAUAUCUAGUUUACAAUAUUUUGAUGUUUAACUUUCUUUAUUUAUUAUAAAUAAAAAAUGACAAAAUGCCUGAUAUACAAAACUUUUUGUCUUGCAUAAAACGUUAAUGAUAGUAUAUUUUUUUACUAAAAGUAAUAUUACUAUCAUUGCUAUCAGUAUAAAUUUAUCCUUUCACAAAAAUUACAAACAACAUUGCAAUAUCUCAUUUCAAUGAUCAUUUGAUCAAAAUUCAUAUAAGAUGGAAAGCUUUAAUUUUGAAUUUUUAAAUAAAAAUAUAUACUUGGAAAGUUUUGUAUUGGCAUUUAAUAUAAAAAAAAUAUGCGGGGCAAUAUUAUCAUAAUUAUAAUUUAUUAAUAGUGCAGAAAGAUAGCUCUAGAUCGAAUUAGUAAUCGUAUAUUUCAUCAAUAUAUACAAAUUCUUAAUUAAAUUAUUACAAUUAUUUUUAUAUAAAAGUACUGGAAAAUUAGAAAAUAUAAGAAAACAAUUAAAAUUUUUUUUUGGUUGCAUACAUACUAAAAUUUUAAAAGAAAUCAAAACAUUAACUACAUUAUUUCUUUAUAACCGCUGCAUUUUUCCGUCCGACAAAAAUCACUAAUUUUUAGUUUUGAUAGUAAAAGGAAUAGUUCAGUAUAAGUAUUAGUACAAACGAAUUACAUAUUUCAUUGUAAUUUUCUAUUUUAUUAAAAAAGAGUCGGCAUAUGCACACAUUUUACUUAUUUUUUUAGAGAUUGAUCAUAAUAAAUACAGUAUAUUUCUGGACUGUGUUUUAUUGUAGAUUAAGUAAAAAAAAA